Messenger RNA from Ectocarpus siliculosus, 2428 nucleotides. Lineage: Eukaryota; Phaeophyceae; Ectocarpales; Ectocarpaceae. The record is from the annotation of a GenBank genome assembly.
GCAUCUUCUCGGAUCACAGCUGACCAUCCAGGUUCCCUCUGCGACAUUAUCAGAGCUUGUCUUCCGCCGCGGCGAGACCCGGGCUGGUGACACCUCAGAAGGGCGAAAGGAGCAGCCGUUACGAGCAAAUUUUGGUGAUGGGGUCCCAAGCGCGGAGAAGACGGCCAACGCGACCAUCGCCCAACACUUGCCCGUUUCUCACGAGAGCCCUGGGCGUCGCUUGUCUUGCCGGGGCUACAUCCCUCUCCGCCGGCUUCGUGACGCCAGCGGGCUGCCGUGGAGGGUUCUACGGGAUCAACAGUGCCGCCGCCGCCGCAGCCGCCUCUGCGACGACGGUCCGUCAACGCGGCAGUGUCGGCGGUAGCAAGAACCCUGUCGGCGGCCGCGAUGGCCCGAUUAGAUUACGGAGAAACCACCUGGCCAUGGUAUCGGCCACCGCGGAGCCCCCGGCGGCCACCGCCACCGACGCCGACGCAUGGGCGGGCGCGACGCGCGGACGACGAGCACGGGGAGGAGCGCGACGGACACCGGCCCUCACGACAGAGGAGGAGCGAGCGCUGCUUGCCAAGAUCAAGAACGCACGGACGCUGAGAGAUAUUCAGCGAGGCUUGGAAGCAGCGGCGGCGACGGCGGCGGGAAGGGGAGAAAAGGGGGCUUUGGGGGACGGACGAUCUGCAGACGGCGGUGCAGGGACGGCGGUGACGAUGGGGGCGUGGGCGCGGGAGGCCGGGGUGGAGGUGGAGGACCUGCCGCGCGUCCUGCAGGAAGGGAUCGAGGCGAAGCAGACGCUGGUGGAGCGCAACAUGCCGAUGGUCAUCCGAAUGGUCGAGGGGCAGUACCGGUGGCGCCUCCGCGGCGGCCAGGUCUCCUUCGCCGACCUCCUCCAGGAGGGCGCGUACGCGCUCGGCGUGGCGGCGGAGCGGUUCGACCCGACCAUGCCCAACCGCUUCCUCACAUACGCGCUGUACACGGUGCGGGACAAGCUGGACGUUGCGCUGGCCCGCGGCAACUCCGCGAUCAGCGUGCCGGCGACGGCCCUCAAGGAGGUGCACCGCGCCCGGCGGGAGCUCACCGGCCGGUUGGGGCGGACCCCUUCCGAGGCGGAGCUCGCCAACUUCUUCGCGAACGGGGUGGUGGUGGUGGGCGAUGCCGAGCCGGCGGCGUCGGCCGGGGAUGGUGGAAUCCGUCGCGGUGGCGCUGAUGGGGACCGCGGCCGGUCAACGGCUGCCGGGAGGCGCGCCAGGGCCGUGACUGACGGGGAGUUCGCGGUCAAGGCCGCCUCCAGCGACAGAGAGGCGCGACAGCAGGCCAGGACGCGCAGGAGGCGGCUUAACCUGCUGUCGGCGGUGCAGAAGGUUACCAGCAUCGACCGGCUCAUCCGGGCCAGCGACGGGAGCACCAUGGUGCCCCUGGUGGACACCCUCGUGGGGGACCUCGAGGACGGCCAGCCGCGCUCGGCGGGCGGCGAUAUCGCGGAACUCCUCCCGAGGGUGCUCACGCCCCGCCAGGCGAGCCUCGUGCGGAUGGCGUGCGGGCUGUCGGACGGGAAGCCGAUGACGAUGGCGGAGUGCUCGAAGGAGCUCUCCCUGAGCGUCGCGAGAACGAAGAGCCUGUUCGACAGCAGCCUUCAGAAGCUGAGAGCAGCGGCGGAGGCGGAUGACCUUGGCAGGCUGGUGCGACAACCGUGACCUGGCUCCACCGCGUUCGUGAUGUGUACGGGGCGAAAACGAGUCAACGCGUUAGCCCCCCAUUGCAUCACAGCAGUCGUAGGGAGGGAUCACGAGUGUGAAAAAAGAGCCUUCCGUCCCCAAUAUGUAAGGACAGAAGUAAAUGCGAAAAAAUUGAGUUGGCGGUUUGCCGGUGCUUGGCCUCCGGUUGUUAGAGUGUGAAGCCGGCUGGCUGCGGGUGGCCUGUAUCAAGGUGGCAGGCACCGCCGUGUGUGUCGUUCGUUGUUGUUUUAUUUCAUUGAGAAGACGGGGGCCAACGUUGGGAAUAUAUUUGUCCUGGUGGCGCUGGAGGCCGGCCGGGUGCAUCUGCUCUUUUGUACAAAGUGGUGCAGGUGGAUUCGAUUUUGUGAAUGGGCUUAUUUUGGCUAGUUGAGACCGUGGGAAGUGGUUAUUAUCCAUGGAAGACCGCGUUUUUUGUGCUCUCCAAUCUUGUGUUGCGAAACUCGGGUUGUGGUGCGAAUGUGUAGCUGCCAAGAGCGCCCUGCCGGGUACUUGCAACAAUAUUUUUGAAAUUUUGUCACGUACAGCCAGCUAGCUGUGUUGAGGCGAUCAGUCGUCAAGUGUGGAAUUUUUUUUUUCUUCCGAUUUGCGUGUUCUGCUUGGCUAUUGUAGCCUGGGGGGGGUCGUGCCAUUCUGGUCGGUCGUUUUGUCUACGGCAGGGUGAGAUGGAAGUUUUGGUGUGUGCGUGUGUGUGGCCAGCA